Dovyalis caffra is the source of this 555-nucleotide messenger RNA. Lineage: Eukaryota; Viridiplantae; Streptophyta; Magnoliopsida; Malpighiales; Salicaceae. The record is from the annotation of a GenBank genome assembly.
AUGACAGGAAAGGCUAAGCCUAAGAAGCACACGGCGAAGGAGAUCGCUUCGAAAGUAGAUGCGGCGACAACAAACAGAGGAGGAGGGAAAGCAGGGGUUGCAGACAGGACAGGACAAGAGAAAGGGGGUCAUGCCAAAUAUGAGUGUCCGCAUUGCAAGAUCACAGCUCCAGAUAUCAAAACUAUGCAGAUCCAUCAUGAUGCUCGACACCCGAAGCUCCCUUUUGAGGAAGAGAAGCUUUCCAAUCUUCAUGCCACUCACGCUGCUGAUUCUUCCAAACCUCGUCCUGGUGUUCGAGGCAGCCUCAAGAAGCAUUCUCAAGAGAAUAUGGACUUUCUUGAUGCUCAUAAUGUUAAGCUCUUCCUGCUUGGAAUGGAAGGCAAGAUGUGUUCUCGUGGGGCGAAAUGGAGGACCACUAACUUGAGGUUUAUUGAGACCGUCGAAGUGAUAUGUCCGAGGCAGUGUCUUAACAGCAUCAUCUACCAGUAUCAAGGAUAUGGUUCAAACAAGAGGAGGUUACUUUACCGUGAAGAGAUUAUACAGAAGCCUAAAUAA